Messenger RNA from Prunus armeniaca (apricot), 948 nucleotides. NCBI's taxonomy places the organism in Eukaryota, Viridiplantae, Streptophyta, Magnoliopsida, Rosales, Rosaceae. The record is from the annotation of a GenBank genome assembly.
AUGGACGAGCAAGAAAACAGCGUGAGCACCACGCUUUCGUCCAAUAAGCGACCUUCAAUGUCUCCGUCCCUGCAAAUUCCAGCUCCCAAGAAGCGAGUCGUGUUGGGUGAGAUCUCCAACUCGACAAACGACGUCGUUUCCACUCAGAACUCGGCUCCGAAGAAACCCAAGAGUAGCUUGAAGAAGAAGAAGAAGAAGAAGACGACGAAGAGGGAAGGGGAGGCCCUCAAGACUGAACUCGUUGUGAGAUCCGUUGAUCCACACACGUCUGAUCAUUCGUCUUCUAUAUAUCGCCAUCUUCUUUCAUUGGAGAUGGAUAUGAACAAGAGGUCUUCACCCAGUUACAUGGGUAGGGUUCAAAAUGAUAUAUCACCAAACAUGCGAGGAAUCCUGGUGGAUUGGUUGGUGGAGGUUGCUGAGGAAUACCAGCUUGUUACAGACACCCUCUUUCUAACUGUAUCAUAUAUUGACAGAUACCUGUCUUCAUAUGCUAUCAGCAGGAACAAGUUACAGCUUCUUGGUGUUGCUUGCAUGCUCGUUGCAUCAAAGUAUGAAGAGAUUUGUCCUCCACGUGUUGAAGACUUCUGCUAUAUAACAGAUAAUACCUACAUCAUGGAAGAGAAUCUUAACGAGAGCUGCCUUGGAGAACUCCAAAACGCAAUUGGAAUUCUUGAGUUGUUAUCUUGUGGAGCUAAGUUGCUAGACUACAGUUGUGUCCAGUUCCUACCAUCAGUAGUUGCUGCAUCAGCUAUUUUCCUUUCGAGGUUCAUGAUCCAACCUGAGGUGCAUCCUUGGAGCUUGGCAUUGCAAUCAUAUUCUGGUUAUAGACCAUCCGACUUAAAGAUGUGUGUCCAUGUCAUUCAUGACUUGCAGUUGAAUAUAAAAGGAAGCUCUUUGCGAGCAGUAAGAGAUAAAUACAGGAGGCCAAAGGGGGUAUCAUGUAAAUAA